This is a messenger RNA of Phalaenopsis equestris, 1206 nucleotides long. RefSeq names its product derlin-2.2. Gene Ontology annotation, cellular component: Hrd1p ubiquitin ligase ERAD-L complex; endoplasmic reticulum membrane. The transcript is spliced from 6 exons. Gene Ontology annotation, biological process: endoplasmic reticulum unfolded protein response. The coding region runs from base 130 to 864 and encodes 244 amino acids. NCBI's taxonomy places the organism in Eukaryota, Viridiplantae, Streptophyta, Magnoliopsida, Asparagales, Orchidaceae. Gene Ontology annotation, molecular function: misfolded protein binding; ubiquitin-specific protease binding. The record is from RefSeq and is a predicted model, not a curated record.
GAGGGUGGAUAAAAAGUGCAGCUAGGGAAGCUUCAGAAGAUACUCCGCCCCAUUCUGUCGUUUUUCAGCUGCAAACCCCUCGAGUCUAGGGUUAGGGUUUCAAUUGGUUUAGACGGAUCAAGUGCGGGAAUGGCGCAGGCUGUGGAGGAAUGGUACAAGCAGAUGCCGAUCAUCACGCGGUCUUACCUUACGGCCGCCGUUGUCACAACCGUCGGAUGCUCUCUCGAUAUCAUAUCCCCUUAUCAUUUGUAUCUGAAUCCUAAGCUGGUGGUUAAGGACUAUGAGAUUUGGCGGCUUAUUACAAACUUCUUCUAUUUCAGGAAAAUGGAUUUGGACUUUCUUUUUCACAUGUUUUUCCUUGCUCGAUAUUGCAAAUUACUAGAGGAGAACUCAUUCAGAGGACGUACCGCUGAUUUCUUUUAUAUGCUUUUAUUUGGUGCCUCUGUUUUGACUGGGAUUGUUCUCGUUGGUGGCAUGAUACCAUAUGUUUCUGCGAGUUUUGCGAAGAUUCUCUUUCUUAGCAACUCAUUGACCUUCAUGAUGGUUUAUGUCUGGAGUAAGCACAAUCCCUAUAUCCACAUGAGUUUCCUGGGUCUGUUCACCUUUACAGCAGCAUACCUUCCAUGGGUCCUCCUUGGUUUCUCCAUUCUUGUGGGCACCAGCACAUGGGUUGAUCUUUUGGGUAUGGUAGCAGGUCAUGCUUAUUAUUACCUGGAAGAUGUGUAUCCACGAAUGACAGGCAGACGACCCCUGAAGACUCCUGCCUUCAUCAAAUCUCUGUUUGCAGACGAUAAUGUCAUCGUAGCCCAGCCAGCAAACGCUAGAUUUGCUGCUGCUCCAGUUCAGGAUCCGCAACAACGCUGAUCAUCAUCACUGCUUCAAAUUACUUCUGCGGGCUUAGUUCAUACAUGUUCUUUCUGCCAAUAAAGACCUGCAUUUUGAGGCAAGUACUCAACUCUAAUGAGAUAAUUAAUGCUAUAUACUUUGAUUCAUAUGCUUUUUCCUGUAAAAGCUUUAACCUUUUCCUGUGUAUAAGUGAUGAUAUUUUUUCUUUGGAGCGGAGGAUAUAUUCUAUAGAUCUUAUUCAAUUUGACUCGGUCUGUAUAUAGGCUAAUGUUGAACGCUGGUGUGACUUGUUAAACAAUUAGGAGAGCUUCAAUAACAGUAUUUGGACGGUGUACUGAAGUGCAUUUUCUUGCUAUUUUA